Molecule: messenger RNA, 3147 nt
Organism: Anoplopoma fimbria (sablefish)
Lineage: Eukaryota; Metazoa; Chordata; Actinopteri; Perciformes; Anoplopomatidae
Product: volume-regulated anion channel subunit LRRC8C
Molecular function (GO): protein binding
Source: RefSeq, a predicted model, not a curated record
UAUCGGCUCCCGAGUCCCACCGGGCACUAGUGGAUCCUCCUCGGACGCAGUGUGGAGCAGCAGCCAGGAUGAUCCCAGUGGGAGAAUUCAGAAACUUCGCCGGAGAACAGAACUCAAAGUAUCGGGUCCUGAAACCGUGGUGGGAUGUUUUCUCAGAGUACCUGUGCGUUGCCAUGCUGAUGAUUGGUGUCUUUGGGUGCACCUUGCAGCUCACCCAAGACAAGAUUUCCUGCCUGCCCAGCCACUUCACCAGCACGACGCCUGAAGCAAUCGACUGCAGCCACAUCCGGACCUACAGGGACAACGAGACGUCAGAGAACACUUUGGUCCCACCUGGAAAGCCCGUCCUCCAUGAGGUGAUUGGUCGCAAGAACAACCUGGACAUCCACCAGUACGUGUUUGUCAACCACUAUUGCUACGAGAGGUUUGUCCACUGGUUUGCAAAGUUCUUCCCAUACCUUGUUGUGAUCCACACUAUGAUCUUCAUGGUAGCAAGCAGCUUCUGGUUCAAGUUCCCCGGGACCUCUUCUAAACUUGACCUCUUCACGACCAUCCUUGGGAAGUGCUUUGAUUCUCCCUGGACCACAAGGGCCCUGAGUGAGGUUUCUGAGGAAAGAGGAGAGGAGAAGCUGGUUAGUUGGAGGAGGAACACCGUGUCAAAAGAUUCCACUGAUCGACACGCAGAUGACGAAGAGUCCACGGGACUGCUUCUUCGCUCCGCCUCGGUCAAGUCUAACCCAGAAAAGAAUCUGGAGCUUCAGUCUGCACCCUCCGUCUUGGAUAAGAAGGAAGGAGAGCAGGCCAAAGCUCUGUUUGAAAAGGUGAAGAAGUUCAGAACUCAUGUGGAGGAAGCAAAAAUCUUGUAUGACAUGUAUGUGCUACAAACGUCACUGAAGGUCUUCAAGUUCCUUUUAAUCAUUAUCUACACAGCGGUGCUGGUCCCGAACAUUGAGAUAAUAGUGCGCUGUUAUGUUCCUCCUGAGCUGACUGGUUUUGAUAUCUAUUGCUGUAACCACAACAAAGCCAAUCUUUUCUCCAAGCUCGCCUACUGCUACAUCUGCUUCGUGGGAGUGUACGGACUUCUGUGCAUCUACACCCUCUACUGGCAGUUUCAUAGACCUCUGAAGGAGUACUCCUUUGAGCAGGUCCGACUGGAGACAGGCAUCAACGACAUACCGGAUGUGAAGAAUGACUUUGCGUUCCUCCUGCACCUUGUGGACCAAUAUGAUGCCCUGUACUCAAAGAGAUUUGCCGUCUUUCUUUCCGAAGUCAGCGAGAGCCAUCUUCAUCAGCUCAACCUCAACUACGUGUGGACCACAAAGCUGCGUACCCGCCUCGCCAAGAACUCCAGCAACCGGCUGGAGCUCCACCUUUCAAUGUUGCCGGGGCUCCCUGAUACUGUCUUUGAGAUUCCUGAAGUGGAAUCGCUUAAACUGGAGCAAGUUCAAAAUGUCACUAUCCCAGCUAGUGUGGCAAAGCUGGACUCUCUUCGGGAGUUAUCGCUAGUCUUCUGCCCUGCAAAGCUCCAGCUUUCUGCCCUGACCCACCUCAAGGCACAUUUAAAAGUCCUGUGUCUACAUUUUGAAAGUUUAGAAGAGGUGCCUAUGUGGAUGUACAACCUGCAUAGCUUGGAGGAGUUACAUCUGAGUGGUCCUUUAUGCAAUGAGGUGUCUAAAAGUGCUACUCUGGACUCUCUUCGAGAGCUUAGAGCUCUAAGAGUCCUUGAUCUCCGCUCCAACCUUACUAAGAUCCCACCCAGCGUAGUCGAUGUUGCGUUGCAGCUGCAGCGGUUGUGCAUUUAUAAUGAAGGCGUCAAACUCCAAGCUUUUAGCAACCUGAAGAAGUUGACAAACCUAGUCUCGCUGGAGCUAGUGGGCUGCGAGCUGGAACGCAUCCCAAGUGCUGUCUUCAGCCUGAACAAUCUGCAGGAGCUGGACCUGAAGGAGAACAAACUUACCACUGUGGAGGAGAUCCUGAGCCUGCAGCACUGCCGUCGAUUGGUUACACUUAAACUGUGGCACAACAAAAUCACUUACAUCCCUGAUCACAUCAGUAAGCUGCACACUCUGGAGACGCUGGACAUCAGCUGGAACAAGCUACGAAAGCUUCCCUCUCGGCUGUUUUAUUGCACCAAACUCAGGCACCUCGAUGUCUCCCACAACCAGCUCACCUCUCUUCCUCCUGAGGUGGGCAUCCUGCAGGGCCUCCAGUUCUUCUCUGCUGCUUUCAACUCCCUAGAGAUGCUGCCAGAGGAGCUGUUCUCUUGUAAGAGGCUAAAGACGUUGGCUCUUGGAAACAACUGCCUGUCGGAUCUCAGCUCCAGAGUGGGCAGCCUGGCCCAGCUGGUCCGACUGGAGGUCAAAGGGAACCGUCUGGAGUCUCUACCUGAGGAGAUAGGGGACUGUCCCCAGCUGAAUCUAAGCGGACUGAUAGUGGAGGGCAACCUGCUGGAUCUGCUUCCAUCAGAUGUACGAAGCAAGUUGAGUAAUCGCUGAGUUUGUUGAGCUAAGGGCGGUUGCCGACUCAUCUUCUCUCAGUGGACAGUGGUGCUCUAUGGUGAUCUGUAAAACAGAGUAUUAUCAGAGUAUUAAUCCAUGCCACUAGGUGGAAUUUCUCGUAUAAAACAGCUUAAAAGGGGAAACCAUAACCAUGACUGAUCACAAAAGGAUAACCGAGCACAAGAAAACAUAUUUAUAAAACCAGUCAUCGUGAAAUGUGCAUUCAACUAUGGGUCAAUGAGUGAAAAAUCAACAUGUCAGCAAUAAAAAUACCUUUCUUUAAUACUGUUGACAAGACAAGGGCUCAACACUUUAAACAGAUAAGACAGCGUCUUCUACGUUAAGUCAAUAUUUUGUGGAUUCUUCAGAGCACAAGUCAAGCGAUUUCCUAAUCGUGCCGUGUCCUGUUGGACAGGUUUUUACAGCAUGAGGAGGUAAUUCCCACAGUGCGGUGGCUCAUGUUGCUCCCUUUCAGACACUGAACAAGUGUAGGGAGAAAAAGCCUUUCAGUAGCAGAAUAAAAGGUAUUCAUUGCUCUGUUUACAUAUUCAGUCAAACAGAGGAGACUGAAAAGAUACGUGGGACUAUGAAUCAGAAGUCAACUCGGCAGGAUAUUCAGUGAUACAAUAAUUAAAAAGAAAUACAAUAA